AUGCGGACCCAUCAAACGUCAGAAGGGAGUGCACCCCUGCCCAAGGACAGUUGUGGUAGCAGCGGCAGCUCAGGGGAGUCGCCUGGGUCCGAAUGUCAUGGAGCAUCACUGACAAGCGGAAUUAUGGACAGCAUGGUGGACGCUGGUCUUGGGGUUGGUGGAUGUAUCAGGGGAUUUGAAGGUAGCCUGAGCGGCACUUUGAGGGGUGUCCUGUCUCGGUACUGGAGCUUGGAGAGUCUCCACUCCACCACAGCAUCUCUGCCUGAUGGCGCCUCCCACAAAUCGAGGUCUGGAGAAGAGCUGGGCAGUGAGGAAGACUUGUUAUAUGAAGAAUUCUGCAGUUCUGCUCACUGUUUUGGACACCCAGGAGGAGGUGGGGGAGAACAGCUGGCUGUCAAUGAGCUUAUCAGCGAUGGCAAUGUGGUGUACGCCGAGGCACUCUGGGAUCACGUCACCAUGGAUGACCAAGAACUCGGCUUUAAGGCCGGUGAUGUCAUCGAAGUCGUGGAUGCCACCAACAAAGAGUGGUGGUGGGGUCGGAUCGUAGACAACGAGGGAUGGUUCCCGGCCUGCUUUGUCCGGUUGCGUGUGAACCAGGAUGAGCCCACCGAGGACUUCAAAGCUCACCUAUCGGUGGACGAGUCCACCGGAAGCAAAGAAUGGCUUGAACUCGGAAUGUUCUUGGGGCCUGGAUUGCCCGGCAAAGAGCAGAUGAGGGCAAAUGUUAUCAAAGAGAUCAUGAGCACAGAACGAGAUUACAUCAAGCACCUUAAAGACAUCUGUGAGGGUUAUAUCAAACAGUGCCGCAAGAGGACUGACAUGUUCUCCGAAGAGCAGCUUCAUACCAUCUUUGGCAACGUGGAAGACAUCUACAAGUUCCAGAGGAAGUUCCUAAAGAUGCUCGAGAAGAAGUACAACAAAGAGCAACCACACCUCAGUGAGAUUGGCUGCUGCUUCCUGGAACAUCAAGUACAUUUUCAGAUCUACUCCGAGUACUGCAACAAUCAUCCCAACGCCUGCAUCCAGCUCUCCUUGCUUAUGAAGGCGAGCAAGUACGUGUUCUUCUUUGAGGCCUGUCGACUACUCCAGAAGAUGAUUGAUAUUUCUCUGGAUGGAUUCUUGCUCACGCCUGUUCAGAAGAUCUGCAAGUAUCCGUUGCAGCUAGCCGAGCUGCUCAAAUAUACCAACCCGCAGCACAGGGAGUAUAAAGAUGUGGAGGCUGCCCUAAACGCAAUGAAGAAUGUAGCCAGGCUCAUCAACGAGAGGAAACGACGUCUUGAGAAUAUUGAAAAAAUCGCCCGAUGGCAGAGUUCCAUCGAGGGCUGGGAGGGUGCAGAUGUGUUAAGCAGGAGUUCUGAUCUCAUCUUCUCUGGAGAGUUGACCAAACUGUCUCUGCCACAUGCCAGGAGUCAACAGCGAAUGUUUUUCCUGUUUGACCAUCAGCUAGUAUAUUGCAAAAAGGAUCUCUUGCGCCGGGACAUGUUAUAUUAUAAAGGUCGUCUGGAUAUGGACCACAUGGAGGUGAUAGAUGUUGAGGACGGCAAGGAGAAUCACUUUAACAUCAGUGUAAAAAACACCCUGAAACUGCGAUCACUAUCUGGUGAUGAGGUCCACCUCCUAUGCGCCAAGAAGCCUGAACAAAAACAACGAUGGCUUCGAGCGCUCGCUGAAGAGAGGAGGCGGGUCCAGACCGACCGGGAAACAGGUUUUACGCUCACUGAUGAUCAGAAAAAACAGGCCAUUCUAAAUGCCUGCAAAAGCUGUCUAUCCGGGAAACCCAAAGUGAUGAGCAGACCCUACUACGACGUAGUUCUGAAACAGAAACACCCGUCCCUACCCACGGCCUUACCGCAACAGCACGUCUUCAUUUCAGAGGAACCCAAGCGCAAAGGUUCGACUUUCUGGCACAAUAUCAGCAGACUGACACCAUUUAAGAAAUAAUACGUAGAAGCAAACAACGGUAUAGGUAAUUAUUUAUUAUGAAGGAAAUUGGGAAAACCUUACUGAUAGAAAUCUAAGUGUGGUACUAAUAAGUACUAGAACUGGAACUUCUAACUGUGCUGCUCCUUGCUGCUUGUCAACAAAUCUGUUUUUCCGCUCAAUAUUUCCACGAUGAAAUGUGUUUUUUGAGUCAUGCCAAUUGUUCACAGUGCCAGAUUUUUAGUUAGACCUCUUAAGUUCAAAACAGUAAUAGACAUGCAAAUCUAAUGUGACCUUCCAACUUGCAAACAAUUUUCCUUUGUGCUACUAAGACAAGCUGUGCACAACAGUUUGAUUUUUUUUUUUUUUGUCGGGGUAUUUCGUGAUCCGUAUCCACCAGUAAGCUACCAAACUACGUAUCAACGAUGUGGUUCUCUACGUAUGUGAUACAUCGUUGUACACCAUAUUGUACAUGUUGUGAAGUGACUGAAGUUGUACAAAGGCUGAGAUUAAAUGAAUUAAAAUUAUGUUACACAAGUCUGA
This is a messenger RNA of Syngnathus typhle (broad-nosed pipefish), 2463 nucleotides long. It is a transcript of the gene arhgef4, whose product is annotated as Rho guanine nucleotide exchange factor (GEF) 4. The transcript has 11 exons. Gene Ontology annotation, molecular function: protein binding; guanyl-nucleotide exchange factor activity. The record is from RefSeq and is a predicted model, not a curated record. Bases 1 to 1941 code for a protein of 646 amino acids. Gene Ontology annotation, biological process: intracellular signal transduction. Lineage: Eukaryota; Metazoa; Chordata; Actinopteri; Syngnathiformes; Syngnathidae.